GAAAUAAUUGUGCAGGAUAAUGUACUGGAUGCUAUAAAAGAGAUAUAGAAAUUACCGUAAUGAUAUGUUUGAAUUUUAGAAAAGUGAGUAGCAACCAAUUUUAUCAGAUAAACAAAUAGAAUCCUCUUAUAAACAAAGUUCAAAAAAUAAUGUUUAAUAGAAUACAUUAUAGAUGGGAAAUAAGUGUUUAUCAUCAAAACUAAUCACGAAAAGCUUUUUUGAUAUGGUUGAAGAUAAAUAAAAAAAGGUAAAAGCCAUAGUUACAAUAUAAUCUCACUGGAGAGGAUAUAAAGUCAGGAAAGAAACUUAUUCAAUGAGAAAGAGUUAAACCAAUUUAACUAGUCAAGUAAGUAAAUCAACAGGUAGUUACUUUGAUAGAUUAGAAAAUGAGUCAAAAUCAUAAAAGUAUUAAAGUGUUGAUUCUAUAGAUUGAUUAAAUUAUAUAAUGGAUAGUGGUUAGGUAAUGAAAGACAUGGAUAUGGGAUUUAAAAAUGGCAUGAUGGAGCUUAUUAUGAAGGAGAAUGGCAACAUAAUAAAGCUAAUGGGAAGGGAAUAUUUCAUCAUGCAGAUAAAAUAGAAUAUGAUGGAUAUUGGAGGAAUAAUAAAGCAUGUGGAUAUGGAAUAUUGAAAUCCCCUAAUGAACCUUAUUAUGAAGGAGAAUGGGAAGAUGAUUAUUAACAUGGAUUUGGUAAAGAGAAAUGGGCUGAUGGAUCAUGUUAUGAAGGUUAAUAUGUAAAAGGUAAUAAAUGUGGUAAGGGUAAAUAUAUAUGGAGUGAUAAAAGUUAUUAUGAGGGAUAAUGGUUGAAUAAUAAAAUACAUGGAUAUGGUGUUUAUCAUUGGAUUGAUGGGAAAGGGUAUGUUGGAGAAUGGAAGAAUGGUAUGAUGAAUGGAUAAGGAGAAUAUAAUUGGAUCGACGGUCGAAAAUAUACUGGAAAUUAUUUGAAUGACUAAAAGCAUGGAUAUGGAGUAUAUCGUUGGGUUGAUGGUAAGGAAUACAGAGGAGAAUGGAAAUUUGGAUAAUAACAUGGAGAGGGUAUUUACAUUACAGUUGAUGGAAAGACUAGAAAGGGAAUAUGGUAGGAUGGUAAACUAGUUAAAUGGAUUAUAUGA
Paramecium primaurelia is the source of this 1110-nucleotide messenger RNA. Lineage: Eukaryota; Ciliophora; Oligohymenophorea; Peniculida; Parameciidae. The record is from the annotation of a GenBank genome assembly.